Messenger RNA from Vigna radiata var. radiata (mung bean), 2227 nucleotides. RefSeq lists its product as uncharacterized. The transcript has 8 exons. Lineage: Eukaryota; Viridiplantae; Streptophyta; Magnoliopsida; Fabales; Fabaceae. Bases 137 to 1978 code for a protein of 613 amino acids. The record is from RefSeq and is a predicted model, not a curated record.
GUGCGGAAAGAAGUUUUGGAAAUGUAGGGAGAAACACUCAUUUUGUUUGGGCUAAGGGGAUCCAACUUCUGAAGAUGUGGCCCAAUAGUCCAUUCUGUAGUAUUACGUUGAAUCACGAUAAGAGGGAAAAGAGACGAUGACCAUCGUCACUAACGCGAUGACAAUGGCAAUGGCCGCUUCCUCACCGUUUUCACCUGUUCUCCCCCACACCGAAUUCUCACCAACCCUGCACUUCACCAAAUCCAAGAAUUCCAUCUUUUCCCUCUCCUGCUCUUCUCCCAAAAGCAUUCCGGUGACGGAACAGCAAGUGCUCCAAGCCAUAGCGGAUUCCGACGGCAAGAACCUCCCAUGCGUAAGAACCUACGAAAACGACCUGUCUCAGCUCACUCUCGUCGGAAUCGUCGAUUUCCAGCAAGCUUUGACUGCGUCGGCCGCCGACGGCGGACAGGUUGCCUCCGACCACAUUGACGCCGGCAUGGAGGCCAUGGUUGUCGAAACUGUGUUCCCUGUUCCUUCAAGCGAUCGCGCCACUGUCUCCACUCGGCUGUUCUUACCUGCUAGGAAAGUCAAAGAAAAAGCUGCUAAGCUCAGGAAGUCUUUUCCUAGAGAUGUAUUUUCUGGCUCUGGGUCUAAGAAUAUACUUGCUAUGACCUUUCGGCAAGUAGUUUUGCAGCAGAUUUGGAGCUAUGACUUGAAUGUCUUUCAACCAGGAGAGGAACGGAAGAUGGAGGAUCUUGAAACACCAAGAGAGGUUCCUGCAUCUUUUUCUCUCAGCUCAUCUAAUGACUAUAUUAUCUCUGUGCUUGCGGAAGCUAUUUGCAUGUCUGCACUUCAAAGCACUCAAUCACAAUUUCUUGAUAAAACACUGGGUGGUAAUAGAAAUGGCUUCAUUCACUGGUUUCGAAAGCCUGAAAGUGUACAGUCAAAAGAUUCAGCAGUUAUUUUAUCCAAAUUAUUUGAAGACGAGAUAGUUGAAAAUGCUCGGAGUCUACUGGAUAAUUAUAAUUCAAUGAAGGAUGGCUUCAAGACUGUGAAAAUUAAGUCGGGGCAUUGGUGGAGGCCAUCAUGUUAUGAAAAGUUAGAGAAAAUUGGCGGUUUUGGUUUCAGUGCUUGGGCAAGUGAGUAUGUACCUGCAUAUCGAUUAGAAAUCGAUACCAAGAUAAUGGGAGAUGCCAAAAUUGAAGGCUGGAAGAAGUCUGCAGCAGGGAAUAGGUGGGAAGUUGUUUUGACCCACUCGCAAAUGGUUCAGUUGGCUGAAACUCUAGAUAUCUACUAUGUAGAUCCUUAUUCACUACCUGAUAAGCAAUUAUCCUGUGGUAUGGCUGCUAAGUUUGCCAAUGUUCCCAAUAAAACGGGGAAUUCUUUUCCUAAAUUGUUGUCAGUGACCCUUGCAAGUGGUAUAUUUCUUGUAGCAAUUAGUGCUCUCGGUCAAUUUUGUUUGCCUUGGUUAUGCAAGGAAAGGAAACAAUCAGUAGAACAUAGAUCUCUUCCAUCAUCUGAUGUCAAGGUUACAGUGCAUGACUUUUUGGAUGCAACAAAGUUGGGAGAGUAUUGCGUGUUAGCCAUUACUAAAGUAAAAAGCACUUUUGGCUGGUCGGAUGAAAUUAAGGUUGAAGAUAAUUUUGGUGUCUGGAUUGGAGAAUUGCCAGCUUACUUGAGAGUUGAAGGUGUUGAUACUCUUUCUACUUCAGAGAAUAUAAACGCAGAUGCAAAAUUGCCCAUACAGGACAUUGCCAGUUACCAGGUGGUUUUCUCAAGCGAGGGGAAGAUAGUUGGCUUUCAACCUUUGAGCCGGGUGGCUGUCAAUCAUUGGGCUGCUAAUCCUUUAGCAAAGGAGCUGUAUAGAGGAAAAAGGCUUUCCCCAGGUAUCAUUGAACCAGGUCUCAAGGUGUCCCUCCCAGAAAAGGUUAUCGUAGUAGAGUUAUUGAUGUCAAUAAAUCCAGAUGCAUAUUUUGCUCUAGCCCGGCCAUUCCGGUGAUCUUUUCUUGGUGUAAUUGUAAUGUUAGCUAGGUAGGCCUACUGGUUGACUAACCGAUCCGAACAUUGUAGUUAACGUUAUAUUUCCCGAUGUGAAUUUUUUGAGGCAUUAGAAGCUGUGCCCUGAGUUUUUUUUUUUAGUUUUUCUUUUUAAUUAGACAUUCUGAAUAUUUUAGCAUUUUGUUUGCCACAAAUUGAAAAGAAACUCCACCACGUUGUUUCAAAAUAGUGCAUAAACCCUUUCUGAAUA